Molecule: messenger RNA, 2397 nt
Organism: Diaporthe batatas
Lineage: Eukaryota; Fungi; Ascomycota; Sordariomycetes; Diaporthales; Diaporthaceae
Product: snoRNA-binding rRNA-processing protein IMP4
Exons: 4
Coding region: 48-935 (295 amino acids)
Biological process (GO): rRNA processing
Cellular component (GO): nucleolus; small-subunit processome; Mpp10 complex
Molecular function (GO): rRNA primary transcript binding; snoRNA binding
Source: RefSeq, a predicted model, not a curated record
AUUGCACAUCUUGGUUGACACUGAGCAUCUAGAUCCACGGCGGCAGCAUGAUUCGAAGACAAAAUCGACAGCGGAGGGACUACCUCUACCGCAGAGCGCUCCUGCUGCGAGAUGCCGAGAUCAGCGAGAAACGGGCCAAACUUAGGGAGAGCCUUGCGACUGGCAAGCCUCUGGACCGCUCCAUCGCCAACGAUGAGCAAUUGAGGAAGGACUUUCAGUAUGAUGAAGCACGCCCGGAACACAAGGAUCAGUUGGACCUCGAUGAUGAGUAUGCGGCGCUGUCCGGCAUUGUUGAUCCUCGAGUCCUGGUGACAACCUCUAGAUCGCCCUCCAGUCGCCUGGCCGCCUUCUCCAAGGAGAUACGGUUGUUGAUGCCCACGUCGAUUCGCCUAAAUCGAGGCAACACUAUUCUACCCGAGCUGGUUCGUUCUUGCAACAGCCGGGGCUUGUCAGAUAUAGUCCUGCUACACGAGCAUCGAGGUACACCGACUGCCAUGACAGUCUCCCACCUACCACACGGGCCGACCGUUUCAUUCUCUCUACACAACGUUGUGCUCAGACAUGAUAUUCCUAACAGUCUGCGUGGGACUGUCUCUGAAAGCUACCCCCAACUCAUCUUCGAGGGCUUCACCACGCCGAUCGGCCAGCGGGUUGUCAAGGUUCUCAAGCACCUCUUCCCCCCUCUUCCAGCUGCCGAAAGCAAACCGAAGAGCGGCAGAGUCGUCACCUUCAAGAACGUGGAUGAUAUAAUCGAGGUCAGGCACCACGUCUUCGUCCGGACUUCCUAUGACUCCUGCGAGCUCAGCGAGGUAGGACCUCGCAUGAGUCUUCGACCUUUCGAAAUCCGUGGUGGUUCUCUUGAGAACAAGGACGGCGAUGUUGAAUGGCACCUCAACUCUUACACCCGUACGAGCCGGAAGAAGAACUUCCUCUGAGCGAGCGUCAAGAGACAGCAGUAGCAAAUCGAGCAGCAUGCAUGACGAUCAUACUGUUGGCGUUCAGAGCGGGAUCAAAGUGGCCUGCGGUAGGACUCCGGAGGGAGCCGGGCCCCGACAGGCUCACUUGGAGUUGUUCAGUCGAAGCGAAUGCCGGGCACAUCCGGGGGGUUGCUUGCAAAGUCGACACAGGCAGCUCAUGGCACCGAAUCGUUCUAGGCACGACGACGAGCAGCCACCGAGUCGGCGAAGAUUCGGACGUACUUGUCUCACAAUGGGAGUUUAAUCUGCGGAUCCGGCGAAUACGUGGCCGGUGUCACCCGCAUCAUCACGCGACGAUAAAUUAGACUGGCCGAUGUAGAUGGUACACUGAUCGUCCAUCACCUUGAAGCUCUUGCACUGGAAGCUGGUACUGCCUGGAGCCUGGUGGUUGAGGCUUGGCACAAGGGAAGAUUGGGCACGGCCUUGGGAGAAGUCCUUGCGGUCGGCUUCUCUAAUGGACUCGGACGCAGAGAUACCCUACACUACGAAUACAGGAAUGGCGCGCGGCGUUGGGUAUGUUUUGGUGUAUUGUGAUGCUUCUCUAGGGAACGUUCCGAGCGUCAGUCUCGGACGUGCUGGGAUUAGUAUCAAGGGAAUCUGCUGUGAAGGAUAAGGCGAUACAUCUCUUUUGCAAGAAGGACUCGAUAUGGUCCAGGAAAUUACAAAUUCGCCAUUGCCAUGCAUCACCACUUGUCUCAUGAUGUCGCUGCCUAUUUGACAGAGGACUCUCGGGCGGUUGCAAUUUGUCUGCCUGGUAAACGAUGUGUGGGGCUGUUGGCCGUUGCUGCGAGGAGGCCGAAACGGCAUCAACAUGUCAGCCGGAUGGCCUCAUCAUGGGAGUGGCUGAAGAGUCUUUUGAGUGACUGGGGACAUGUCCCGUCAUUGUAUGCAAGCUACAGUAACACAUAAAUCGGAAGGCUUGUCGGAAGAGGGGACACGCCAAAAGUUCACGGGCAGCGGCGAGGGCUGGCGGAGGUUGGUUGGUCGAUGAUAAGACGGGAGCAGUAAGCAUUGGAGCAUGGCUGGGUUCCGAGUAGGCUCGUAAUGGUCCGAGCUUGGGCUGAUCUGGGUGUCUGGAUGUGAUGCUGCCUCCAUAUUUUGACAGUCCGCAUGGGUCGGCGAGGGGCGUUCCUUCUAGUCAAUACGACGGUGAGUAGUCAAUCGCUCACUGGGAGGCCCCACAUGGCAUGUCUCUGCCACGGUCCCACCAUCAACCAGCCUUGGCUUUCUUAGUGAACAAGAUCUGAUGCCGGCGGUCUGAGGGACUGCCUCGGGAGCUUGGGUGGUGAGGACCUCGAGGCGGUGGAGAUCCCCCCUCCUCGGCGUGCAUCAACCCGGGGGAGGCUCCUAGAUAUGUGCACCACGUCGGGAGCACGGGAUCGGGCAGCGGAGGAGGCGACGACCAAGCUGUCUGAGCCCC